Molecule: messenger RNA, 1313 nt
Organism: Plodia interpunctella (Indianmeal moth)
Lineage: Eukaryota; Metazoa; Arthropoda; Insecta; Lepidoptera; Pyralidae
Exons: 2
Coding region: 62-757 (231 amino acids)
Biological process (GO): regulation of transcription by RNA polymerase II
Cellular component (GO): nucleus; transcription regulator complex
Molecular function (GO): DNA binding
Source: RefSeq, a predicted model, not a curated record
GCCAUCUUUUAGUUGCCGUUUCGUCGCUGCGGUGGACACACGCGGCCACUUUUUGUAGAAAAUGUCGGAAAUCUACGUUAAUACGGGAAAGUUGAUUCAAGCAGUGAAAAAGCGCCCAGGUUUAUACAAAAAGAACGAUACUAACUCUUGCCAUAGGAAGUACAAAUCGAAGAUGUGGUCGGAAGUCUGUAGGGAGGUGUUUAGUAACUGGGACCUUAUGAGACCGCAAGAAAAGGUGGAAUAUGACCACGAGCUGCAAAAGCGCUGGAAAAGUCUCAGGACAUGCUUCGCAAGAGAAUUAGCGUUACAGAAGAAAGAGAAAAUAACAAGAGAUAAUAAAGAAGGACCGUACAAAAGGAGAAAAAAGUAUGAGCAUUUUGACAGCAUGACGUAUCUGCUCGAUCAAGAUGAAAUUGAACAACUGGAAGAGAUUAAUGAUUCUGGUCAUUCAUCUGAUCCUUUAGACAGUGAUUUGAUCAAAACAGAAUUUAAAUAUCCAUCAAGUUCCAGAGUUUUAACAGAGGUUGAUGUAGAUGACAGUGAUCCAUUCCAGCAAACCGUUCAUACUAGGAAUGAUAAUGUUGACGAGAAGAUAUUAAAUGUAUUAAGAGAUAUAAAAAGGGAUGAAGGAGAUGACGACAGGCAGUUUCUGUUAUCUUUAGUGCCCAGUUUUAAAAAGUUAAGCUAUAAACAGAGGUUUGAAGCUAGGAUAGAAAUCCUUAAAGUAUUGAAGGCUAUUAGUUUUCAAACCGAAUAGAUCUAGGGCUUUUGUUUGUAUCAAAUUUGUUUAUUUUUAACUGUUGAAUGUUUAAUUACUAGUUUUGCUUUAUCUUAAUUUAUCUGUUAUCGUUUCGUACUUCUUGAACACAUUUUUUGUUUACUUUUAUAAUAUGUACUAGUUUUCACCCGCGGCUUCGCCCGCGUGAAUUUCUUUGCUUUUUCGCAAAAGACAUGAUUUUCAUACAAACUUUCACCCCCCAUUAUAGACAUUUGGGGGUUGAUUUUUAAAAAGAAGUAGCCUGUUAGAUCGGAAGUCUUUAACUACAUGCAUACCAAAUUUCAUCAAAUUCCGUCCAUUUAUCAUCCAUUCUGAUUUAUCCGUGAAAGCAAAACAAACAGACAGACUUUCGCAUUUAUAAUAUUAAGUAUAGAUUAAGUAACGUAAUGAUAAUUACCUAUAAAGAUUUUCAACAUGAACUUUAUCAUAUUGUGCAAUAUCAUUAUCUUUAAAAGCAAAUAAUUUUAUUUUAUGUUUAUCAAAAUAACAUAGUAACUAUUUUUUACACGUUGCAUUAAAUAUUAUGUAAACUCCG